Molecule: messenger RNA, 366 nt
Organism: Sparassis crispa
Lineage: Eukaryota; Fungi; Basidiomycota; Agaricomycetes; Polyporales; Sparassidaceae
Exons: 5
Coding region: 1-366 (121 amino acids)
Molecular function (GO): phenylpyruvate tautomerase activity
Source: RefSeq, a predicted model, not a curated record
AUGCCCGCUCUUGAGUUGAAGACUAACGUUGCCCUCACCGAUCCGAAGGCAUUCAUUCUGGAGUUCCAUUUAUUUGGGGCUAAGGUGCUCAAUAAGCCUCCCUCCGCCAUGUCUUUGAGUUAUACCUAUAAUGAGAACCUUACCUUCAAUGGCACCUUUGAUCCUGCCUUUCUACUCACUAUUACGAGCCUGGACAAUUUAAGCCCCGAAUCCAACGAGAAAUACAGCAAGGCUUUGUUUGACUUCUUCGAGGAGAAGCUUGGAGUCCCCAAUGAUCGGGGAUAUAUUACGUUCUUCGAUCCGAAGAGAGAAAAUAUGGGAUUCAAAUCUACACACUGUGGGGUUCUUCUUCCCAAAGCAAAAUAA